Molecule: messenger RNA, 3920 nt
Organism: Beta vulgaris subsp. vulgaris (sugar beet)
Lineage: Eukaryota; Viridiplantae; Streptophyta; Magnoliopsida; Caryophyllales; Amaranthaceae
Product: receptor-like protein kinase HSL1
Exons: 2
Coding region: 245-3325 (1026 amino acids)
Biological process (GO): protein phosphorylation
Molecular function (GO): receptor serine/threonine kinase binding; ATP binding; protein kinase activity
Source: RefSeq, a predicted model, not a curated record
GGGCUUAAUCAAUCCUUCCAAUUUGCGUCAAAAAACAUUUAGUUACUCUUCACCCAACGCACUUUCACAUGAUGUAGUAUGAAUGUAUGAUAAAUUCCAAAGAGAAAAAUCCACAAAACAUUAGACGCCAAAGACUUUUCAAGCUUCACCAAAAUUUCUUCUCUUUCCUAACUCCUCAACCUCCAACUAACUCACUCUGAUGCCAACCAAAAAAAGAUAAGAACACAAACUACUCAUCCACAAAAUGACAAAAUUGCCCUUUCCCUCCCUAAAUUUCCCGCCUCUUUUGUUCUACCUCCUCCUUAUUUCCCUACCCUUUUUCGUAAUUUCUCAAUCUCUCUCUUCUGACCAAGAUAUCCUAUUGAAAGUCAAAGAACAAUGGGGCAAUCAACCUCCAAUGGAUUCAUGGAGUGCCACCACCCCUGUUUGUUCUUGGACUGGAAUCAAUUGCACUGGUGGCGAAACCGUCACCGGAAUCUCCUUCAAUAGCCAGAACAUCGGUGGCGAAAUCCCACCGUCUAUUUGUGAACUCAAAAACCUCACCAUUCUUGAUCUUGGAAACAAUAGUAUUCCAGGGAAUUUCCCCACAUUUUUAUACAAUUGUACCAAGCUCAAAACUUUGAUCUUAUCUUCAAAUUAUUUUGUUGGGAAUUUACCUAAUGAUAUAAAUAAACUUUCUCCUAAUAUCCAACACAUUGACUUUAGUGCCAAUAACUUCACUGAUGAUAUCCCAACAUCAUUAGCUCAACUCAAAGAGUUGAUCACUUUGCAUUUGGAUUCCAACUUGUUCAAUGGUACAUUCCCUUCUGAAUUAGGUAACUUGGAGAAUCUUGAGGAAUUGGUGUUAGCUUACAAUUCAUUUUCACAUAUGAAGUUACCCAAAGAAUUUGGGAUGCUUAAGAAUUUGAAGUUUCUUUGGAUGACUCAAUGUAAUUUGAUUGGUGAAAUUCCAAAGGAAUUUGCUAAUCUAACUAGCCUUGAGCAUUUAGACUUGGUGGAGAAUGAUUUGGUGGGUGAAAUCCCAAGUGGGUUGUUUUUGUUCAAGAAUUUGACACUUCUAUACUUGUACAAAAAUAGGCUUUCAGGGGGAAUUCCAUCCUCGAUUGAGGCCUUAAAUUUGGUAGAACUCGAUCUUUCGCAGAACGAAUUGACAGGAAUAAUCCCUGAAGACAUUGGAAAGCUGCAAGAGUUACAGGUCUUAAAUUUGUUCCAAAACAAAUUCCAUGGAACGUUACCUACAAGUAUAGGCUUGCUUCCUUCCUUGAGGGAAUUCAAGAUAUUCAGCAACCGGUUUUCAGGUCCACUUCCUCCUGAACUAGGCCUACACUCGAAGCUCAUACGCUUCGAGGUUCCAAACAAUGCAUUCACUGGCCAACUGCCGGAGAAUCUUUGUUCAGGCGGGACGUUGUUGGGUUUGGUUGCUUUCAAUAACUAUCUUAAUGGGACAAUCCCAAGUUCCUUAAGCCAAUGCAACUCUUUGCUUAUAAUUUCAGUCUACAAUAAUAGUUUGUCAGGUGAAGUUCCUGAAGGGGUGUGGACUUUGCAGGAUAUGAUGGUCAUGCAACUUAGUAGCAACCAAUUUUCAGGCCAACUUCCUGAUAAAUUGGCUUGGAACUUGAGUCGUGUCGAAUUGAGCAACAAUAAGUUUUCCGGGAAGAUUCCAAUAAGUGUAAACUCAUGGAAAAAUUUACAGGAAUUUCAAGCAAGCAACAACUUGAUCACAGGUACUGUUCCAUUGGAAUUAACAAGCCUUUCACGCCUUAACACUCUCUUGCUUGAUCGAAAUCAACUCACUGGUGAACUUCCCUCAGAAAUAAUUUCAUGGAAAAGUUUAAGCAGCUUUGAUAUUUCUUAUAACCAGCUUUCUGGCUCAAUUCCAUCAGCUCUUGGCUCUUUGCCUGUCCUUAAUUAUCUUCAUUUGUCUAAUAAUCAGUUUUCUGGCCAACUCCCACCUGAAUUAGGCCGAUUACGAUUCACUUCACUCAACUUAUCCUCAACUAAGCUCACUGGGGAGAUCCCAGUUGGGCUUGAUAACAGUGCGUACAGUACUAGUUUUAUGAACACCCAUUUAUGUUCUGAUACCGGGAACUUAGAACUUCCGACUUGCUCGUUUAGCCAACGAAACCCGAAUUUGUCUUCCAAAUAUCUUGCUCUUAUCAUAGUCCUUGCUUUGGUUGCCUUCUUAGCAAUUGCAUACUUUGCUGUGUUCAUAAUCAAUGUAAUUAAGCAGAGAAAAAAUAAGCAAGAACUAGAAACAUGGGAACUUACCUCUUUCCACAGUCUAGACUUCACAGAAGAAAAAAUCGUUGCUAACUUAACUAAGAAGAAUAUGAUUGGGUCUGGAGGAUCCGGUGAAGUUUACCGGAUUCCCAUUAACCAAUCCGGGCGUGCUGUUGCAGUUAAGAGGCUAUGGAAAAACAGAAAAAUAAGUAACAAUUCAGAAAAGGAGUUCAUGGCUGAGGUCCAAAUUCUGGGUACAAUAAGGCAUCUCAACAUAGUGAAGUUACUUUGCUGUAUUUCGAGUAAAAGCUCGAAAUUGCUCGUGUAUGAAUACAUGGAGAAUCAAAGCCUGGAUAAAUGGAUCCGUGAUAGUGAAUCGCGACCCAUUACAUCAAUGAGUGGGUCAGUUCAAAAUGCAGUUUUGGAUUGGCCUACUAGAUUGAAAGUUGCAUUUGAUGCUGCUCAAGGAUUAAGUUAUAUGCACAACGAUUGUUCACUUCCCAUAGUUCAUAGGGAUGUGAAAUCCAGUAAUAUUUUGCUGGACUCCGAGUUUAACGCCAAGAUUGCUGAUUUUGGGUUAGCGAGGAUUUUGACUAAGGCACAAGGAGAACCUCAGACUGUCUCUUCUGUUGCUGGAUCUUUUGGUUAUAUGGCCCCAGAGUAUUGCUACACAACCAAGGUGAAUGAGAAGAUUGACAUCUACAGCUUUGGCGUAGUUCUUCUCGAGUUAGUGACAGGGAAAGAGCCACAUAUUGGAGACGAGCACACGAACCUUGCAGAGUGGGCUUGGAGACAUUACAGCCAGGGAUAUCCAAUUAAGGAUGUCCUUGAUAAGGAAGUGGAGGAGCCUUGCUAUUUGGAAGAGAUGAGCACUGUGUUCAUGAUAGGGUUGAUGUGCACUAACACAUUACCUGCUUCUAGGCCUUCAAUGAAGGAUGUUUUACAAUUGCUUCGACGACAUAGCACGCUAGAAGAUUAUGGAAGAGCCAAGGCAAAGCAUGAACGUGAUGUAUCCCCUCUUAUUGGGGGUGAGAAUUAUAUCUCUAGUUGUGGAAAUAGCAAGCGAGUCAGGGGAGUAGAAGCAGAUAAGUAUGACAUGGUCUAAAGUCUAAACAUGGAGGAAUCGGCAUAGCAUCUUUUUCGCUUGUGUGAAAUCACUAAGAGAGUGUGUGCAGCUUCAAGUUGAACCAGUUAUAACAAACUAUGCACUUCAUGCUGAACUAUUAGCAAUUUGGAGUGUCACAAAGGAGGCUCGAUCACAAAGCAGGGCUACUAUCAUUUGACGGAUUCAUUAGACGCAGUGAGGGAAGUAUAAGAAGAUAAGUAUGACAUGGUCUGAAUCUGUAUCUACAAGUAACAAGAUAGUGUGUUUUCUUCAUGUAAAUACGUUUCCUCCUCGCAUGAGGCGGAUCCGGGGGUGGCCUACCCGGGCUAUGGCCCAUCCCAUCCUGAAAUUAAGAAAGAUUGGAUACUAAUAGCUUUGAUAGAGGAGAUGGUAGAACUUAGAAGUGCUAGAUUAACAAUGGUAAGGUCACAACUCACAGAUUGAACUUUAGCGAAGUCAAUAUGUUGGCCUCUUUUGCUUUCUAUUACAGUAGUUUCUUUCUUUUUUGUAAAUUUUUUCCUUUGAUUUAGCCAUUUAGGUUCUCAAGUUGUGUAACAUCUUCUCCACAUAUGAUAUAAAUAUCUAAACUUCUUUA